CUGAAAACGACUAGAUAACUUGUGUUCAUUGCAAAAACUGUACAACUGGAUGGUGAACAGCCAGCUCCAGUAAUUUUGAUGCCACGGGCAGGACAGAUCUAAGUCGAUUAUUGUCCAUAUCGGUAAACACUCCUCUUUUAAAAGUGGCGUAACCCUUGCGUGUUUCCAUCCCUGCGGCAUGGAUCCACAAGUUUUCAUUUUAAGUGCAUUUGAAGGAGUGGUCAUGCUGCUUGAUUGGGCACCUAAAACAACCACUCUUAGGAUUCAGAGUAUUAUCAAACCCAGAGCUAAUUACAACUAGAGGAAUUUAAUUUUAUCAUAAUAACCCAUGAUUUACUUGUCUGCAGAAAGGAAUGGGAACAAGAAGGAACUUGGCAGAAGAAAAUGACUGGCUGCCAUGGAGAGAAAAAGUAUGUUAAUUGUUUUUGUAGUUGCUUUUUGCAAUGAUGCAUCAUUGCAUGGAACUGAUAAGAUUUUAAACUUGAAAUUGAGACAAUCAUUUUGGGUGAGGCAGUCCUCACCUAUAUGAAUGCUACAAAUAUAGCAACAUUCCUAGCAGAGGUUGAUUGGUAACAUACAGUACAUCCCAAAUCCCUCCAGGCUUUGGAUUGAAACUGUAUAACUGUUUAAUUUUUAGGAGGAGGAGGAGGAAUUACUCAAGGGUGAAGGAAAUGGUAUGGCAACAAGGUGUACAGUGUCAGAAACUGCAUCAGAGACAAGCUCCUGUAUUAAUUCAGCAGCACAGGUACAUAAAUAUUAUGUUUAAUGGUCAAUAAAAAGCAGUGGUGAAUUUCACAAGUAGAUUGAAAGGUAACAUCAAAUUACUUCAAUUUAUUUGUAUAUCUACUUGUUUAAUAAUUAUCCAAAUAAACCAUCAUCUAUGUACAUGUAUAUAUCAUGAAAUAUUCGGACAUACAUGUAUGACUGGAUCCAUAAGUUUUCAUUUUGAGUGCAUUGUGAAUGAGUGGUCAUGCUGCUUGAUUUGGCACCUAAAACAACCACUCUUAGGAUUCAGAGUAUUAUCAAACCCAGAGCUAAUUACAACUAGAGGAAUUUAAUUUUAUCAUAAUAACUUAUGAUUUGCUUUUCUGCAGAGAAAGAACUCGGCAGAAGAAAAUGACUGGCUGCCAUGUAGAGAAAAAGUAUGUUAAUUGUUUUUGUAAUUGCUUUUUGCAAUGAUGCGUCAUUGCAUGGAACUGAUAAGAUUUUAAACUUGAAAUUUGAGACAAUCAUUUUGGGUGAGGCAGUCCUCACCUAUAUGAAUGCUACAAAUAUAGCAACAUUCCUAGCUGAGGUUGAUUGGUAGCAAACAGUACAUCCCAAAUCCCUCCAGGCUUUGGAUUGAAACUGUAUAACUGUUAUCUACUUGUUUAAUAAUUAUCCCAAUAAACCAUCAUCUAUGUACAUGUAUAUAUCAUGAAAUAUUCGGACAUACAUGUAUGACUGGAUCCAUAAGUUUUCAUUUUGAGUGCAUUGUGAAUGAGUGGUCAUGCUGUUUGAUUGGGCACCUAAAACAACCACUCUUAGGAUUCAGAGUAUUAUCAAACCCAGAGCUAAUUACAACUAGAGGAAUUUAAUUUUAUCAUGAUAACUUAUGAUUUGCUUUUCUGCAGAGAAAGAACUUGGCAGAAGAAAAUGACUGGCUGCCAUGUAGAGAAAAAGUAUGUUAAUUGUUUUUGUAAUUGCUUUUUUCAAUGAUGUGUCAUUGGAUGGAACUGAUAAGAUUUUAAACUUGAAAUUUGAGACAAUCAUUUUGGGUGAGGCAGUCCUCACCUAUAUGAAUGCUACAAAUAUAGCAACAUUCCUAGCAGAGGUUGAUUGGUAACAACAGUACAUCCCAAAUCCCUCCAGGCUUUGGAUUGAAACUGUAUAACUGUUAUCUACUUGUUUAAUAAUUAUCCAAAUAAACCAUCAUCUAUGUACAUGUAUAUAUCAUGAAAUAUUCGGACAUACAUGUAUGACUGGAUCCAUAAGUUUUCAUUUUGAGUGCAUUGUGAAUGAGUGGUCAUGCUGCUUGAUUGGGCACCUAAAACAACCACUCUUAGGAUUCAGAGUAUUAUCAAACCCAGAGCUAAUAAUAACUAGAGGAAUUUAAUUUUAUCAUGAUAACUUAUGAUUUGCUUUUCUGCAGAGAAAGAACUCGGCAGAAGAAAAUGACUGGCUGCCAUGUAGAGAAAAAGUAUGUUAAUUGUUUUUGUAAUUUCUUUUUGCAAUGAUGUGUCAUUGCAUGAAACUGAUAAGAUUUUAAACUUGAAAUUUGAGACAAUCAUUUUGGGUGAGGCAGUCCUCACCUAUAUGAAUGCUACAAAUAUAGCAACAUUCCUUGCAGAGGUUGAUUGGUAACGUCCAUUACAUCCCAAAUCCCUCCAGGCUUUGGAUUGAAACUGUAUAACUGUUAUCUACUUGUUUAAUAAUUAUCCAAAUAAACCAUCAUCUAUGUACAUGUAUAUAUCAUGAAAUAUUCGGACAUACAUGUAUGACUGGAUCCAUAAGUUUUCAUUUUGAGUGCAUUGUGAAUGAGUGGUCAUGCUGCUUGAUUGGGCACCUAAAACAACCACUCUUAGGAUUCAGAGUAUUAUCAAACCCAGAGCUAAUUACAACUAGAAGAAUUUAAUUUUAUCAUAAUAGCUUAUGAUUUGCUUGUCUGCAGAAAAGAAAAGCAACAAGAAAGAAGUUGGCAGAAGAACAUUACUGUGUGCAAUUUAGAGAAAAAGUAUGUUAAUUAAUUGUUUUUGUAGUUGCUUUUUGCAAUGAUGCAUCAUUGCAUGGAACUGAUAAGAUUUUAAACUUGAAAUUGAGACAAUCACUUUGGGUGAGGCAGUCCUCGCCUAUAUGAAUGCUACAAAUAUAGCAACAUUCCUAGCAGAGGUUGAUUGGUAACAUACAGUACAGCCUCUCUUAGGAUUCAAAGUAUUAUUAAACCCAGAGCUAAUUACAACAAGAGGAAUCUUUUUUGUUAUAAUAACUUAUGAUUUGCUUUUCUGCAGAAAGAAAUGGGAACGAGAAAGAACUCGCCAGAAGAAAGUGCCUGUUUGCAAUGUAAACAAAACGUAUGUAUGUUAAUUAAUUUUUUUACCCAUCCAAAAGAUAAGAUUUCAUGGGUAAUGAUUGUUUGAAAUUUUGAAAUUUCAAACAACCAUUUUGGAUGAGGUAGUCCUCCCCUCUACAAACACUGCAAAUAGUAAAAAACCAAAGGAUGAAUGAAACAAUAUUUUUACUUUUGAUAGUGCUACAUUUUUUCCGCACUAGUGGACUCUAGCUGGAAGUAUUUUUUUUAAAGUUUGAAGUGUUUUACUCCUUCAGUGCUGAGGUGGAUUGCUAAAAUAAAUCUCAAAUCCUCCCAGGCUAUUGAUUGAAACUGUUUAACUGUUGCAUUGUAGUUGAAGGGGGAGACAGUACACAAGAAAGAUGUUGAAGCAUCGCGGAUGAGAAUACCCUCAGAAGAAGCCAUGAGUGACUGCAGAACAGAGGACGAAGUACAGAACAGAAAAAAAGAAUUUAAGAGAGUGAAUCCAGAUAUAAGAACAGCUGAAGGGAACGAGGUUCAUGGCCAAAAACUGGGAAAUCGUAGCUCGAAGGUUCAGUACAGUGAUCUUAAACUAGACAUGAGGGUAGGGAAAGGGGCCUUUGGAGAAGUUUGGAAAGGAAAUUUAGGUGGCAUUGAGGUUGCUGUAAAGAAACCUCGAAAAAACUCAUCUGAUGUGCAGAAACUCUUUGAGCAAGAAUUUAAGAUUAUUUCUCAGCUUGAACACCCGAAUGUGGUGACAUUUAUUGCUGUUGUAGUUGAUGUUGAUGGACCACCAUGGAUAGUCCUGGAAUAUGGCGACAGUGGCUCCCUGCAAAAACUUUUGAAGGAGAGACUUUUGAGACCCUUUGAAGUAUUCUCCUUUGCUUAUGAUGCAGGUUGUGGCCUCUCAUAUCUACAUAGCCGCCUUCCGGUUCCGAUUCUUCACCGGGAUAUUCAUCCUGGUAAUCUACUCCUAUUUAAAUUCAACACCCCCCCAGGUAAAAAGCUUAAACUUUGCGACUUUGGUAACGGAAGGUCUUGGGGCAGUAUCAUGACACCUGAUCUAGGAGCACCGCACCUCAAUGCCCCAGAGACAAGAACGCAUCAAUACACAACAAAAGUAAGAGAAAUGUUUCUGCUUCGAUCAUGCUUCUAUUGUAAGGCUGUCUUUGCAUUUUGUUGGUGCGACCGCUAAGACUGCUUAGAAAGAACGUCGGGUGUCCCUGGGAUUUGUUGGAGAUCCCAGAGACAGCGAACAUUAGGAAAGAAGUUUUUCGUCAACCGAGUGUCAAGUCAGAAUUGCUCAUUCUUUUGUUUGUUAUCCUCGCAAUCGCAGCAAUCCAGUCGUAACCAGGCUGAGAAAUACUACUUUCCAUUGGUACUUUUUAGCUAACGAAGUCGGCAGAAAAUCUCAGAGAAGUUUUAAAUUGAGUAUCAAAGAAAAUCCGGGAUGAUAUUGAAUUCUACUUUUCUUGACUCAGUGACUGGUCUGUUUCAAAACAAUUAUUAAUAUGUCGUAUCAGAUAGUUAGUGUGAUUUGCCUUAUAUUUUCCAGCAACACCAUUGUAGAUAAAUAGUGAAUUAUGAAGUUUGCAGAUGUCGGAUACAUUCCCUAUAUUUAGGUGAAGACGUGAAGUUCCUUACAUACUCCACACUACCCUUUACAAAAAUAAGCACAACUGCAUCUACCUUUGACAAUUAAUGGGUACUUUUCAUUUGCAAAGGAGACUAAUAGUACCUAUUAAUGUAUGUACCUAUAACCACCAGUAACCAUAUGCUCUUUUUGGGUGCUUUUUUUAUUCUAGGCUGAAGUGUAUAGAUUUGGGUGGGUGCUGUUUAACAUGUUGCGCAAAUCUGAGUGGCCUGAUUGUGAAGAACUAAAACGUCAGGUGCAAGAAGAAUUGCAGCAACUGAUAAAUUGGUGCAGAGAACAAGACGCAGAGUUACGACCAGGCAUGCAAGCAGUGGUUAAAGAGCUGAAGAAAAUGAAAGAACAUUACAUUACUUUUCGGGGACAAGUAGAGCGAAAUCCAGUGGAAAAGUAUGUAAUCACUGAAACAAGCUUCAAUGGACAUUGAUGUUGCAGACCGAAUGGUUUGUCAUGUAAUAAUGUUUAUCACAUAAAUAGCGGUGUUAUACAAGGAUUUCCGGCCUUGAGAAAACCUGUAACAACACACGUGGAAAAAUAUCGUAUUUUACACGUGUGUUGAUAUAGCUAAUCAGCUGCUUACACGUCACUAGCUUUUGGCGCCACUCGGUCAGGUUGAUGAAUGAAUGGCAAAGCCUUCACGAUUCUCUUGUUUUUGUAAUCAUGAUUCAACGCAUUUUUCCAUCUUAAGAGUCAGCGCCAAUGCACUCCACGAUUGUUUUUCGAGGAUUGUCGAUUCAUUUAUUUUCAUUCAUUAAUGAAGUCGGCUUUUCUUUCCAGUAAAGGGCUAUUGUGUUUAUAUGAUAAACAAACUAAUAAAUGGUUGCUUGUAGAUAUGGAAUUUCUCUUCUCGUGUUCAACUUGACAUCUCACUCGUUCGCUGCGCUCGCUCGUGAGCUAUCGAGUUAAACAUUCGAAGAGAAAUUCCAUAUCUACGCGCGCCCAUGUAUCAUUAGCUUUAAAUCGCAUCUUUUUUCCCAGCCAAUGAACAGGCCACACUAAAAACAAAACAACCAAUCAGAUUUCAAGGCUUGUUUAAAGUAACUAAUCAAAUUGCGGGAAAGUGAAAGACAAAGAGUAUCGUAGGGCAAAUUUUGCUACUUUUAUUUCCAAAACUCUGACUUUUUCCUCUCAAAAAAAUGGAUUAAUUUAAUUUCAAACCGGCUCAGUACUGCAUCAAUAAAAUAUUUGAACUGGCCAAGUCCUGUAUUUGGGCGAUUUCAAAAUGGAUGUAAUAAAGUGGUAAUUGAACCUCGCGUCGUGCAAUUUUGGUCUGAAAUCAUACUUGUGAUUUCAAAUCGAACUCGCGCUGCGCGCUCGAUCGACUUUGAAAUCACGCGUAUGAUUUCAGCUCAAACUGCACUCCAUUCAGUUCAAUUACCAUAAUUAAUCAUUUCUCUGAAGGUAUCAGGUUGUUGAAAAAAACAAAAGCAAAAACAAAAACAAACAAAAAAAAACAACCAAAUGUAGAAAUACACAUUAAUGGUAAGAUUAGCACUUAGAGCAUUUAUAUUAUCAUAAACAAGGUGUUAGGUGUUAGGUGCGUUUUUUAAGAUAGGAUUUUAAAAAGUCAAAUUUUAACUUACUAUGAAAAUCACAAAUUGUAGGUUUAAACUUAAUAAGUAGUGUCUUUUUUUGUCAUAUUUUUGGUACAUUUUGAAAAGAAAUUUUGUUUUCUUUCUAUUUUGUGUUGUCAAUUUUUCAGCUGAUUUUCUUUCUUUAGCAAUGCCAAUAGAGGUCGUCAGUUGCUUCGAUUUCUGAAACUGAAAUGUUGCUAUUUUUCAGCUAAAGAUGGUGGGAUCAAUGAGUUUCUUAGCGUAUUUUACUUUUAAAAAAGUUUGUUUCUGUUGUUAUUUUUAAUAUAAGUUAAGUAUCGAUUUCAAUUGGUUUGCACGGUCAAACGUGGCUUCAAAAGCAGUCGUUGAUCCUGUGUCAAGUAUUAGUGCAAGUUUUAAAUUGAGUGUCGUAGGAAAUCCGGGAUUUCAUUGGGUUUACUCUUCGUUGUUCUGUGAUUGGUCAAGAAGACCCUCGCCAUUUUCCCCAUCAAUCGGUCGGAUGCAAACCCGAAACCAAUCACGACUUGGUCACACGCGUUUUCCCGCGCUUCAAGCCGUUUGGCUAUUCUUACUUUUAGUUCUCAUCGGCUCCUUGCAUUUUUUACCUAUGUUCUGAUUGCCUACUUUAAUAACGAGGGGUUGGUUUCACGACACUCAAUUGAAAGGUGCUCUACUUGUAUGAGGAAAAAUUGAAUUUAUAAUUAAUCAAUAAUCGUGUUUCAAACCGUCAAUUAUUGAAUUAAAUGUAUCACUUAAUAAAAACAGGUAAAAAAAAUAAAAAAUAUAUAUUACAAUUCAAAAAAAUUUUUUGGGAGGUGUGGACUUCAAAGUCACUUUCUUUUAUAACAAAUAGGUUAGAAUGUAAAGAGACACUGAAGUCUCUUUAAAAAAAAUUACAUAGGG
Molecule: messenger RNA, 7114 nt
Organism: Pocillopora meandrina
Lineage: Eukaryota; Metazoa; Cnidaria; Anthozoa; Scleractinia; Pocilloporidae
Source: the annotation of a GenBank genome assembly